AUGUCGGGGACAACUAUUGACGAUGUCGUAAAACGACUGAGUAGCGCAGACAUUGAAGCUGCCACGACCCUGCGCGACAGCUUGGAGCACUACACGAAUGGCCCCAUCUACGCCCCAUUCCUCAAGAAGUUGAUGCCCAUCUUCGUAGGCAUCCUGAACGGACCAUGCACAUUUCAGAGUAACUCUAUGGAGCAGAGGCUCCGACACUGUAUCCUAGAGGUUCUGCAUCGUUUGCCCACAUCCACCUCUCCCAUCGAACCGUUCGAACCGUUUGCGCCCGAGACAGUCGACUUGCUGAUACAGCUUGUCCGCAACGACAAUGAAGAGAACGCGACACUGGCUAUCAAGGUCGUCUCCGACAUAAUGCGACACCAGCCGAAGGCGCUGAAGGACCAUAUCCAAAAAUUCCUGAACCUCAUCCUGGAGCUGUUUGAGCAGAUGGGGAACAUUGUCAAGGAACAGCUCGACAACCCGUCCGGCGGCGUGAACCCCCAGACCGGUGCACCCUCGACGCCGGGAAGCUCGCAGAUCAACUUUCAAUCACCGCGACCAGGCUCACCCCCGGCGGCUGUUGCCGAGCUUGGAGCCGACCCUCAGCAGCAAAACCGCCCGUUGCUCAAAGGCAUGAGGUCCUUCAAGGUCAUUUCCGAAUGCCCCAUUAUCGUCGUCUCGCUAUUUCAGGUAUAUCGAGCCGCCGUGGCCCAGAACGUGAAACUGUUCGUUCCGCACAUGAAGAAUGUGCUGUCGGUCCAGGCCGCUGCCCAGCAACAGGCUCAUGCUGAUGCGGCCGCCAAGAACCAAGUUCACAUUGGCGUGGCUGCUGGCAUCAAGAACAGGGCAGCCUUUGGGGAGAUGGUCACUGCUCAGGUCAAGACGCUUAGUUUCCUGGCUUACCUGUUGAGGCAGUACUCCAAGGAGGUGCAAGACUUUCUCCCUACACUGUCCAGUAUUGUCAUCCGACUCCUCAGGGAUUGCCCGAGGGAGAAGUCGGGGACCCGCAAGGAACUCCUGGUAGCCAUCCGUCAUAUCAUCAACUACAACUUCAGGACAGUCUUCAUUCCCAAGAUUGACGAGUUGCUCGAUGAGCGUACCUUGACAGGCGACGGCUUGACGGUCCACGAGACGAUGAGACCUGUAGCCUAUAGUAUGGUCGCAGACCUGAUCCACCACGUGCGAGACUCCUUGACCCCUGCGCAGAUCCGGAAGACGGUUGAGGUCUACACCAGGAACCUCCAGGACAACUUCCCGGGGACCAGUUUCCAGACCAUGAGCGCCAAGCUCCUGCUAAACAUGGCCGAGUGUAUCGCCAAGAUGCCCAACAAAGCGGAUGCCAGGCACUACCUCCUCAUGAUUCUGAACGCCAUUGGCGACAAGUUCGCUGGCAUGAACCGCCAGUACCCCAACGCUGUCAAGUUGUCCAAGAUUUACCAAGAGCAAGCAGAGUCGGGUGCCACGGAUACUUAUUUGGCCGACAAGGAGAAGGUGCCGGACUGGGAUGAGACCGACAUCUUCAACGCCAUGCCUAUCAAGACUUCCAACCCCCGCGACAGGAGCACAGACCCUGUCAUGGACAACAAGUUCCUCUUCCGAAACCUCAUGAAUGGUCUUAAGAACACCUUUUACCAGCUCCGCACUUGCAAUGUGGCCACUUCGGUCGAUCUGGCUACGGCUCCCGCCCACUGGCAAGAGGUCUCCUACGGCUUCACUGCCGAGGAGGUCAACAUCAUUGUCAAGCUCUUCCGCGAGGGCGCUUAUGUGUUCCGCUACUACGAGAUCGAGAAGCCUACUUCGGAAUCCCAGUACGCAUCGCCAGUCGAGUACAUGGCCAACUUCUACAUGGUUUCCAGCAGCAAGGAAGAGAAGGAACUUCUAGAGACGUUCGCUACCGUCUUCCACUGCAUCGACCCGGCCACCUUUCACGAGGUCUUCCAGCGCGAGAUCCCCCACCUCUACGAUAUGAUCUUUGAGCACACGGCCCUCCUGCAUAUUCCUCAGUUCUUCCUGGCCAGCGAGGCUACGUCGCCCAGCUUCUGUGGCAUGCUUCUCCAGUUCCUGAUGGAGCGCAUCGACCAAGUCGGCUCAGCUGAUGUCAAGAAGGCAUCCAUCUUGCUCCGACUUUUCAAGCUGGCCUUCAUGGCCGUCACCCUCUUUGCCGGGCAGAAUGAACAGGUGCUCCUGCCUCACGUUGUCAACAUUGUUACCAAGUCGAUUGAGCUGUCCACCAAGGCUGAGGAACCUAUGAACUACUUCCUCCUCCUUAGGUCGCUUUUCAGGAGUAUUGGCGGUGGCAAGUUCGAGCAGCUCUAUAAGCAGAUCCUGCCUCUUCUCGAGAUGCUGUUGGACGUUCUCAAUAACCUCCUCAUGGCUGCCCGCAAGCCCUCAGAGCGGGAUCUCUAUGUUGAGCUUUGCCUCACUGUACCAGCUCGCCUGAGCCACCUAUUGCCACAUCUUAGCUUUUUGAUGCGCCCCUUAGUCGUCGCCUUGCGCGCGGGCACAGAACUUGUCGGGCAGGGCUUGAGGACUCUGGAACUCUGUGUCGAUAACCUCACUGCCGACUACCUUGACCCUAUCAUGGCCCCUGUGAUCGACGAACUCAUGACAGCGCUGUUCGACCACCUGCGGCCAGCCCCCUACAGCCACUUCCUUUCCCACACAACAAUGCGCAUUCUUGGAAAGCUGGGUGGUCGAAACCGCAAAUUUGUGACGAGUUCCGUACCCCUCAAAUACCGCGAGUAUGCCGACGACCCGUCCAGCUUCGAUGUGAGACUCAUUGGAUCUAAGAAGGAUCGGGCCUUCCCCGCCGAGCUGGGGAUCGACUCUGCGAUUCAGAAGAUCAUGGAGGUGCCUCGGGCUGGAAAGGCCACUCAGCAACGCCGGUACGACCCGUAUUACAAGAAGCAGGCCCUCCAUUUUAUCAAGGCGCAGCUCAAGCUCAGAAUCGGCUUUGACCAGUUACCUGAGGACCUACCGCGGAUCGUUCGACUCCAAGCCCAAGACCUUCUGGCCCGUAAGGCUGACGUCAACUUUGCACCUUUUGAGGUGUCUGAACGCGAGAAGUCUAUCACCAAAAAGGACGAGCAGGACCGGAUUGUCAAGAGGCUUUUCAAGGCCGUUCUCUUCACAGAGUCCAUGCCCGAACUCAAGGAGGAGUCGGAUACCUUCCUCCUCAACGUCUGCCGCCACCUAGCUAUCCUCGAAGUCGGCCGCUCUCUGGUGGAUCUUAGGCGGAACUUUAGUCCCUUUGACCCCAAGGCCGGUGAGGGACCCGUCUGUAUUGACACGCGGACACUGUCCGACGCCCUCGUGGAGUCCCUUGCAUCGGAUCAUCCUGACGUCCGCGAUGCUGCAAAGCGAGCCAUUCGGGAGAUGUACGACUCGACCGCCAUCAUCCUGGGGUCAGAAACCAAUGUUGGACGUCUCCCCUUCUUCAGCCACCUGAGCAGCAUCUUCUGCCACAGCUGCUACGAGGAGGAAUGGUUCACCAAGACGGGAGGAAGUCUGGGAAUCCACUUUCUGCUGACCGAGCUCGAUCUUGGCGAUGCGUGGGUAGCGUCGAAGCAGAUGGAGUUCAUCCGCGCCCUCAUGUACGUCAUCAAGGAUAUGCCGCAGGAUCUUCCUGAAAAGACUAGGCGCCUGGCUCAGACCAGUCUUGAGGUCCUCUUGACGCGCAUUACCAGGGGCAUCAAGAAGGAAGACGUACUCCCCCUCCAGCAACAGCAGGGUCAGCCGCCCCCAAGGCAGCCGCGACCCGCCCAGAUCUGCAUGCAGCUGAACUCUGAGCUGUGCCAUAUGAGCAAGCAUGUUCGCGAGACGGCUAAGAAAUCGCUGGAACUCAUCGCCAAGGCCGCUGGUUGCGAGGUUUGGGAGCUCCUUGAGCCCUAUAAGGAGCGAUUCCUGCAGCCAAUCUACGCCAAGCCCCUGCGUGCCCUUCACUUCCCGACCCAGAUCGGUUACAUCAGCGCCAUGACGUACCAUUUGAGCCUCAAGAGCAACUGGAUUCCCUUUGACGACAAUCUGAACAGGCUGUUGGUGGAAUCCCUGGCCCUUGCGGAUGCUACAGACGAGUCACUCGCCAACAAGCCCGCUGAAUUCCGAACCCAUGAGCAGAUUGUCAGCCUGAGGGUGUCAUGCAUACGUCUCCUGAGCACCGCCAUGGGAUCUGAGGAGUUCACCAACUCUACCACAAAAGCCAAGAUCCUGUCCGUCUUCUUCAAGUGCUUGUACUCGGACUCUAAACCCACAAUUGCAGCUGCCAACGAUGCACUUAAGUCAGCGCUCGUCUUCGGCAGAAAGCUGCCUAAGGAGCUGCUACAGGGCGGCCUCCGACCCGUUCUUCAAAACCUCUCGGAGCCUAAGCGUCUGACAGUCAAUGGCCUGGAGAAUCUUGCGAGGCUCUUGAAGCUUCUCACAAGCUACUUCAAGGUUGAGAUCGGUACCAGGCUUCUCGACCAGAUAGAUUCCAUUGUCGACCCUGGCGCAUGGCAGCCUAUCUCGUUCACCUUCUUCGAGCAGCACCCGCAGAUGAAGGUCAUCACGGCCAUCCUCAACAUCUUCCACCUGCUGCCUGCGCAAGCUGAGACGUUCAAGGAACUACUCAUCGACCGGUUCCUUGGCCUUGAGGAGAGGCUCCGCAGGACUCACCUGAGCCCAUUCCGACUCCCCGUAUACCGAUAUAUGAAUCGGUAUUCCAAGGAGAUAUGGACCUUCCUGCUUGGCAGGCUGGACGACCUGAGAUAUGGCCGCUUGCUGAGCCAGGCGCUCAGUCACCCUGACAGUGCCCCGCUUCGCAGUGCCGCGUUUGCCGACAUUGACGGCCUGAUGAACAAGUGCAAGGAAAUCAUAGCUCAGGGAACGGAUACCAAGUUUGUAGCCAUUAUCAACGCAGCACACGUCCUCGACUCGAUGAGCCAGUACUCGAACACGAGCGAGUGGCUGGACAAGAAGGAGAUCAUGACCCUGCUCAAGAGCUUCGGGAAGGACCUCGAAAAGCAUCAGCGCGUCCACACAAUCCCGUCGCACUUGCGUCUGCCUGCGCACCAGGCUUCGGAGCAGCUCAUGUCGCUCUUUGUCAAGUCUCUGGAACGCAACCCCAAGGACUUGGAUGGGCUCCUGAACUUGGUAGAGCUGGUGACAUCUGAAGAGCUCCGCUCCACCCAGAGACUAUUCUCCUUCAUCUACGAAAAGGUCAUCUGCAGCGAGUCGGUCGACUUCUGGAAGAUGGCCUUCCUCCGCUGCUUGGACGUGUACUCGGGCAAGACGGCGUCCAACAAGACCAAGCAUUUCCUGCUCCACAACAUUGCCAACCCCAUUGUUGCCAUGGACGUCAUGCGGACCCGAAAGCAACCCGACCAGAAUAAGGCGCCGAGGUUCAUGGAUCGCUCUGUCAUCGAGGCCGUGAGCACCAAAAUCUGGAAGGUCCAGCCCGAGAUGACGCCGGACGACCAGGCACAGCCGGGUAUCGACCACACCCGGUUCGAGGUGUUGCAGCUGUCUGCGAUGCUUGUCAAGUAUUACCACUCUCCGCUCCAGGAGAUCCGGAAGGACGUCAUCAAGUUUGGCUGGACCUUUAUUCGGCUAGACGAUGUCAUCAACAAGCAUGCCGCCUACGUCGUCAUCGCCUACUUCAUUGUCCAUUACGAGACCCCGCCCAAGAUAGUAUCACAGGUGUACAUGUCUCUUCUCAAGACGAACCAGAACGAGGGACGUGCCCUGGUGACGCAGGCACUGGAGCUCAUCGCACCUGUUCUGCCUAAGAGAUGUGGCCUCGGUCCUAAUGAGAAGGUCCCCGCAUGGGCCAUGGCUCCCCGACGAGUGCUCACCGACGAAGGCUACAACUCCCAGCAGACGAACAGCAUCUUCCAGUUCCUCACCAAGCACCCGGCUCUCUUCUACGAAGCCCGUGAUAAGUACACGGUGUUGACCAUCACCUCCUUGAGGAAGAUUGCUGUGCCGCCCAACCCGUCUCACGAGAGCAGAAAGCUCGCACUGAAUAUGAUGUGGCUCAUCUGGACCUGGGAGCAGUGGAGGGUCGAGGGCAAGCCCGCUUCGGUGGCCGACCCGCGCCCCUUGUCGGAAUCACCGACUGCCAAGAAGAGGAGACUCGACGGCGAGCUGGUGGUGCCGUCGCCUGCACCCUCGACCCAGGCACCAACGCCCGGGAAGCCAGACCAACAGCACCAGACCCAGCCCAUGUUCCGGGCCAAGAUGCUGAAGUACCUGGUCGAGUUCAUUGCUCAGCUCUAUGAGAGAUACGAGCUACCGUCUGCAAAGCCCCGCCCCGAGCUUACGAUGACGCUCCCGAUGCCGGCGCCGGUGACGGAGCUUUGCAAGAAGGCCAUGGCGCUAUUCUACAACCUGGUGCAGCCUCAGUACUGGGGCGACCUCGACCUCGACCUCUUUCCCAACGUGACCGACGUCAUCCUGGCAAGCGAGAAGGCACAGGCCGUCUUGACCACCGAGCCCACCGACAAGAAGCACGACGACAAGUUCCUCACUAACAUCAUCAACACACUGCAGGUCGUACGCAUCAUCCUCAACGCUAAGUCGGACGAGUGGAUCCGCAACAACAUACCCGCCAUCCAGAAAGUGUUGGAGAAGAGCUUGAAGAGUGAGAACCCGGAGAUACAGGACUGCCUUCACUUCGCGGACAAGAAGUACGAUGACGGGCGAGACCUGAGGCCCAUCAUCAAGCGGGUCCUGGAUGCCAUUCCCGAUGACACCCCGAUGGAGGAUGCCGAUGGUGAGGCCGAGCCUGAGACCCAGACGUCCGAAUUCAUUGCAUAUCUGUCUCAGAUCGCGACUGAGGCUAUGAACGCCGGCAACUACAUCUCUGGCGUCAGCAUCCUCUGCUCUAUCGGCCACCGAAAGCCACCCAUCAUUGACCAGCACAUCCCGGCUCUCAUGAAGGCCCUCCAGAGCAAGCACGCCAGGGAGCACGUCCAGCAUUACAGCUUCCUCGCGGCCCAGGCCGGUGGCCUCAAGCCGCAGAGCCAGGAUGAGCUGUCGGCCCACGACCUAGAGAUCCAGACGAGGAUUAUGAUCAAGGAGAUCCAGGCCGUUGCGCUGCGUAUGGAGUACCUGGGCGAUAACAGGCGGCCAUUCCUCAGCGUUCUCGCCACCCUUGUGGAGAAAUCGAUGCAUGUAUCGCUCUGUGAAGAGAUCCUGCACAUGGUGGAAGGUUGGGUAUUCCGGUCGGAGGGAACCUGGCCUACACUUAAGGAGAAGACCGCAGUUCUCCACAAGAUGCUUGCUUUCGAGAACAGGCAAGACCCUGCCAUGAUCACCAAGUUUUUGGAUCUCGUGAUUCGCAUCUACGAGGACCCCAAAAUUGCUCGCACCGAGCUGACAGUGCGUAUGGAGCAUGCCUUCCUCAUUGGAACCAGGGCUACGGAUGUCGAAAUGCGCAAUCGGUUUAUGAGCAUUUUCGACAAGAGCCUCUCCAAGACGGCCAGCGCGCGACUGUCUUAUGUCAUCACCUCUCAGAACUGGGAUACCCUUUCGGAGUCGUACUGGCUCGCACAGGCAUCACAACUCCUUCUGGGUGGAGUGGAGAUGAACAACAACAUCCAGCUCAACGCCGAGGACUUCACGAUGAUAUCGGCAUCUACUCUCGCCAUGGUAUACAAGGAUAAGGAGGCGCGAGAGCCCAGCCAGAUGUCUGACGACAGGUUUGAUGCCUUCAUGGCCAGGCACCGACGCUUCAUGGCCGAGAUUGGCGACGUCAAGGUCAAGGAUGUCGUGGAGCCGCUGAUGCAGCUCCAGCACAUUGACAGCCAGCUGGGGCACCAGCUCUGGGUUGCGCUUUUCCCCAUGUUCUGGUCGGCGACGGCCAAAGAUGAGCGGACGGACCUAGAGAGGGGUAUGGUAGCCUUGCUGACCAAGGACUUCCACAGCCGCCAGCUUGACAAGCGCCCCAACGUGGUGCAGUCGCUCGUGGAGGGCGCGACGAGGACGUGGCCCUCGUGCAAGCUGCCACCUCACGUGUUGAAGUUUGCGGGUAAGACGUAUGACACUUGGUACACGACCAUGGUGCAUCUUGAAAAGUCAGCCAUCAAACCUGUCGUCGACUCUGCCAAGGUUCAGGAGAGCAAUCUUGAUGCGCUUGUUGAGAUGUACGCGAACCUCCAGGAGGAGGAUUUGUUUUACGGGACAUGGCGUCGCCGAAGCGAGUUUGUCGAGACGAACGCGGCACUGUCUUGUGAACAGAACGGCAUGUGGGACAAGGCACAGAAACUGUACGAGAAUGCACAGAUCAAGGCCCGUACCGGUGUCAUUCCCUUCAGCGCGGCCGAGUACACGCUCUGGGAGGACCACUGGGUCCUGUGCGCACAGAAGCUCCAGCAGUGGGACAUCCUGCAGGACUUUGCCAAGCAUGAGAACCUCCAAGACUUGCUCCUCGAAUGUGCGUGGCGCAGCCCCGAUAUGUGGCAGGAGGAGCAACACAGGGAGGCCAUCGACAACAUCAUCAAGGGAGUCAUGGAUGCACCGACCCCUCGACGGGCCUUCUUCCGUGCCUUCAUGACGCUCCUUAAGCUGCACAACAAGCAGGAGACGAGCCUACAGGACUUCCACAACGUGUGCGACGAGGCUAUCCAGCUGUCCAUCAGGAAGUGGCACCAGCUCCCUGUGCGUCUUACCAAUGCGCACGUCCCGCUCCUGCAGAAUUUCCAGCAGCUUGUCGAGCUACAUGAUGCCAGCAUCAUCUGUCAGAGCCUGUCGACGACGACGGCCGCCAACCUGGAUGUGAAGUCGGGCGAGCUCAAGAUCCUGCUUGGGGCCUGGCGCGAUCGACUGCCCAACGUUUGGGACGACAUCACGGCUUGGCAGGAUCUUGUCACCUGGAGGCAGCACAUCUUCAGCCUCAUCAACCAAACAUACCUCGGCCUGCUCCCCCCCCAGGGCCAGCAGAACUCCGGAGGUGCUUCCUCGUUUGCAUACCGCGGCUACCACGAGACGGCGUGGAUCAUCAACAGAUUCGCUCAUGUGGCCAGGAAGCACAACCUACCCGAAGUGUGCAUCAGCCAGCUGAGCCGCAUCUAUACUCUGCCUAACAUUGAGAUUCAAGAGGCCUUCCUCAAGCUCAGGGAGCAGGCCAAGAGUCACUACGAACACCCGGACGAACUGUCGAGCGGGCUGGACGUGAUCAACAACACGAACCUCAAUUACUUUACCGCGCAGCAAAAGGCAGAGUUCUACACGCUCAAGGGCAUGUUCCUCGAGAAGCUUCACCAGAAGGACGAUGCGGAUAAUGCUUUCGGAACGGCCCUGUACUUUGACAUCGGCUCCGGCAAGGCGUGGGCGGAAUGGGGCUACUUCAAUGAGCGGAAGUUCACUGAUGACCCGCAAGACCUGAUGUCGGCCCGCCAAGCGCUUACGUCGUACCUGCAGGCCGCGGGGAGCUACAAGAAUGCCAAGUCACGCAAGGUUCUCUCGCGCAUCCUGUGGCUGCUGAGCUUGGACGAUGCCAAGGGCACCAUCGCUACGGGCUUUGAUGAUGUCAAGGGCGACACGCCAGUCUGGUACUGGAUCACCUUUAUCCCUCAGCUCCUGACGGGCUUGGGCCACAAGGAAGCACCGAGGGUCAGCCAGAUCCUGGCCCAGAUUGCCAAGUCGUACCCCCAGGCUCUGUACCUCCAGCUGAGGACGAAUCGGGAGGACAUGAAUUCGAUCAAGAAAAGCCACGAGGCCAAGGAGAGAGCCAGGGUUCAGUCAGCCGGAGCUAAUGGCCUGCAGCCGAGCGGCUCACCGGCGCAGGUGAAGCAGGAGCCGUCCAAGGCUGACGGCACCAGCUCGUCCCGCCCGGGAACCGCGAACGGAGGGGGCGCCGACGCGCAGGCCAAGAUGGAGGGCCAGGUCAAGGCCGAGGGCAACGAUGCGGAGGCUAACAAUGCCAUGCCGGCCCCGCCCCUCAGCGGCCCCCUCGCGUCGGAGAAGAAGAUGCCCUGGGAGCUGGCUGAGGAGAUCAUGUCGGUUCUCAAGACCGCAUUCCCGCUGCUCGCGCUCUCGAUGGAGACCAUGGUCGACCAGAUCCAGAAGCAUUUCAAGUGCCCGCCGGACGAGGACGCGUAUCGCCUCAUCGUGGCACUGCUCAACGACGCGUUGGCGUACGUGAGCAGAGCUCCGGCUUCCUUUGCCAAGAGUGUCAAGCUGCCGUCGGCGACCGAGAUUAACAUCACUCGCUUCGCCGAGGCGGUCCUCCCUCCACACAUCAAGAAGUCGUUCGAGACGGACUUUGUGAGCGUCAAGCCGACCAUGUACGAGUACAUCCACAAGCUCAGAAGGUGGCGCGACAAGUUUGAGGAGAAGCUGGACCGCCGGAACACGCGCAUCGCUCUCGAGGCCCACUCGCCGCACCUCAGCGAGUUCAAGUACCAGAACUUUGACGAAGUCGAGGUUCCGGGCCAGUACCUGCAGCACCUGGACAAGAACCAGGACUUCAUCCGCAUCGAGCGCUUCCUGCCCAACGUUGACCUGGUGCGGACCAUAAGUGCGUCGUACAGGCGCCUGAGGAUGCGUGGGCACGAUGGCAGCCUCCACUCCUGGGCGGUUCAGCACCCGGCCGGACGUCACUGCCGGCGUGAGGAGCGCAUCUUCCAGCUGUUCCGUGACCUCAACCAGACGCUCAACCGGCGCAAGGAGAGCAGGCGUCGCGACCUACAGUUCACGCUGCCUCUCAUGGUGCCGUUGGCGCCGCACAUCCGCAUGGUGCAGGAGGACAUGUCCAACAUUACGCUCCAAGGCGUGUACGAAGACCACUGCCGGCGCAUGGGAAUGUCCAAGGAUGACCCGGUGCUCUUCACCAUGGAGAAGAUGCGGGGCAUACAAGAGAUGAAGACGGUAUGUGAUGAUGCUGGUGCCGAGGGAAGAAGCGGAGAGACGACGGCUGACGAUGGGACGAUGCUACAGGCCAAGCCCGAGCAGAUGGCAACGGCACGACUCGAGAUAUUCAACGCGAUCCAGGAGAAGUGGGUGCCGCAUACGUUGGUGCUCGAGUACUUCCAGCAUGCGUUCCCCGAGUACGCCGAGUUCUGGCUGUUCCGACGGCAGUUCUCGUACCAGCUGGCGGCGCUGACAUUCAUGACGUACAUUCUGUACAUGCACAACCGGUUCCCGCAGAAGAUGAACAUUGCGCGGACGUCGGGCAAGAUUUGGGGGUCGGAGCCCAUGUCCUUCCUGACGUCGAACCGGCCGCUGCUCCAUAACCCUGAGCCGGUGCCGUUCCGGCUCACGCCGAACCUGCAGACGAUGAUGGGUCCCCUGGCGACGGAGGGCAUCUUUUCCUGCUCGAUGAUGACGAUUGCGCGGGCUCUGACGGAGCCCGAGCACGAGCUCGAGCACGCGUUGACGCUGUUUGUGCGGGACGAGAUGAUAUUCUGGUUCACGAGCAGCCACCGCCACGGCAUCAGCGACACGCAGCUGCGUGACACGGUUCAGAAGAACAGCGACUCCAUCGUCAAGCGAGCCGUCAGCCUGGCUCACAGCCCGUCGGGUAACCUGCCGGCCAACCAGACUGUCAUUGACGCCAUUGCCAAGGCGGUGAAUCCCAUCAACCUGGCACAGGCGGAUGCCUUGUGGAUGCCGUAUCUCUAA
This is a messenger RNA of Geosmithia morbida, 11589 nucleotides long. RefSeq names its product transformation/transcription domain-associated protein. The coding region runs from base 1 to 11589 and encodes 3862 amino acids. Gene Ontology annotation, biological process: DNA repair; regulation of DNA-templated transcription. The transcript has 3 exons. The record is from RefSeq and is a predicted model, not a curated record. Gene Ontology annotation, molecular function: transcription coregulator activity; protein binding. Gene Ontology annotation, cellular component: nucleus; SAGA complex; NuA4 histone acetyltransferase complex. Lineage: Eukaryota; Fungi; Ascomycota; Sordariomycetes; Hypocreales; Bionectriaceae.